This is a messenger RNA of Acanthochromis polyacanthus (spiny chromis), 9623 nucleotides long. RefSeq names its product zinc finger protein 252-like. The transcript is spliced from 16 exons. The coding region runs from base 66 to 3476 and encodes 1136 amino acids. The record is from RefSeq and is a predicted model, not a curated record. Lineage: Eukaryota; Metazoa; Chordata; Actinopteri; Pomacentridae.
GCCACACCGGCUCCAGGGAGCAUUUCCCGCGCAUUUGUCCCGCACCGAGCCCCGGAGCCCCGACGAUGCUGAGCUGGACCCGCGAGGCCCCCAUGGAGCCGGACUCUCUGGACACCAUGUCGAAGAGCGAGAUCCUCCGAGGCAUCAUCGUGGAGAAGCUGAGCACCGCGGCCCGGGAGAUCCUGGCGGUGGUGGAGAGGACGGUGACCGACUACGAGGAGGAGGCUUCGGGCUUCAGGCAGGAGAUCGACCGGCAGCGGAGACAGCUGGAGCUGCUGCAGCCAGAGAUCAAGCAGGAGACGUCGGACGAGCAGCAGAUUUUUCCCGUCAGCGAAGCCAGAGGAGUGGAGCCGCUGGAGGAGGAGGAGGAGGUGCACAAAUACGAGCCUAGUGAGGGGGACACGGAGAGUCUGGGAAUCGUCUGCUACACAGAACAGCAGGCGGAGGAAGAGGAGCACGAGGACGAAGAGGAGGUGGAGGUGGAAGAAGACGAGGAGGAAGAGGAGGAAGAGGAGGAGGAGGAAGAGGAGGAAGAGGAGGAGGAGGAGGAAGAGGAGGAAGAUCAGGCGUCGCUGAGCUCUGCUCUAGAACCGGAAUACAAAACAGCGCCCAGGUUGGUGCCUCCCUCAGCUCCGUCUGACAGGAGGAGCGUCGGCAGACCUCGAAUCAGCGACUCGCAGACCCUCAUCGACCUGAGGAUCCGCAUCCUGGAGGACUCGGACAUUGACGUUCUUUCAACUGGAGUGUUCCAGAAGUAUCCGGCCCAUGAGCUCCAGUGUCCUCGAGGUCUCCAGGAGGAGGACUUCCUAGAGCUGCUCAGGUCCUCCUUCCCUCAGCUGGCUGACGGAGAACCCUUCGACGUCUUCACCACGGACAGAACCAAGAGGCUGCUUCCUCUGGAGGUGGACAGUCUGACCCCGGAGGAGAUCUACGGAACCAUCCGGUCCAGCGGGAACUCUGCCCUCUACAUUCGGCUGAAGAAACCGAAGGAGGUGCCGUCGGCUGAGUUCGAUCCGUCACAGAUAGAUACCGCUGCCGAACCUUCGUCCUCGUCGGAUCAAACCAGGAAACACUUCAGGAGGAAGCCCGGCAGACCUCGGACCAGCGACACGCAAACCCACAUCCACCUCAGAGUCCGAAUCCUGGAGGCCUCCCAGACCGACAUCCUGUCAGCUAGCGUGUUCCAGAAGUUCCCGGUCCAGGAGCUCCAGUGUCCUCGAGGUCUUCAGGAGUCCGACUUCCUGGAGCUGCUCCGGUCCUCCUUCCCUCAGCUGGCUGACGGAGAACCUUUCGACGUCUUCUCCACGGACAGAACCAGAAGACUUCAGCCUCUGAACGUGGAGACUCUGACUCCAGAGGAGAUCAGCAGCACCAUCCGAUCUACGGGGAACUCUGCCCUCUACAUCCGUCUGAAGUCUACAGGAGACCUGCAGACCAAAGAGGAGGGACCUCUGCAGAGUAAAGAUGCUGAAGAAGAUCCAUCAACGCCGACGACCAGCCGCCAGAUCAGCAGACUUCCGUCUGACAGGCGACGCCGUGGAAAAGCUCGGAACCAGGAGUCGGACUCCCACAUCGACCUGAAGAUCCGAAUCCUGGAGGACUCUCAGAUCAGGGUCAUGUCGCCCAUCGUGUUCCAGAAGUUCCCGGUCCACGAGCUCCAGUGUCCUCGAGGUCUUCCGGAGUUGGAGUUCCUGGAUCUUCUCCGGUCCUCCUUCCCUCAGCUGGCUGACGGAGAACCUUUUGACGCCUUGACCACCGACGGCCUGAGGAGGCUCCAGCCUCUGAACGUGGACAUUCUGACUCCAGAGCAGAUCUACAGAACCACCAAAUCCACCGGGGUUCCCGUCCUCUACAUCCGCCUGAAGCGUUCAGCAGAGCUCCAGACACAAGAAGCUGCAGCUACAGAAGAUCAAUCGACUCCUGAUCAAACCUCAGUGAUCGAACAAGUUCAGUCUGUCAGGAAGAAACGGGGCCGACCUCGAACCAAAGAGUUUUCUUCUCAUGUCGAUCUGAGGAUCCGAAUCCUGGACCCAUCUGAGAACGACAUGACAACGCCUGGAGUGUUUCAGAAGUAUCCGGUCCACAAGCUCCACUGUCCUCGAGGUCUCCAGGAGGAGGACUUCCUGGAGCUGCUCAGGUCCUCCUUCCCUCAGCUGGCUGAUGGAGAACCCUUCGAUGUCUUCACCACGGACAGAACCAAGAGGCUGCUUCCUCUGGAGGUGGACAGUCUGACCCCGGAGGAGAUCCACCAGGUGAACCGGACCAACCGGAACUCGUCCCUCUUCAUCCGACUGAAGACCCGAGAGGACGUGGAUGUCGGUGAGAAGAACCUGAUUCCUCUGCAGAGUGACGCUGCUGAAGAUCUUGCAUCUUUUUCUGAACAAACCCACAGGAGCCCUGUUCAUCAGGAAGAACUCGGCUCUAACGUUCUGUCCAACACCUCCACGUCACAUCCUGAACCGGACCUGGAGGACGGGGAUGACGGAGAGGAGUCGUCCAACCUCUGGUUCCUGAUGCCGUCUGAGAGCGACGAGGUGUCUGACGGCGAGGACGACUGGAGGCCGAGGACGAGCGACGAGCGCCUGAGGAACGGAGAACCGGACCGGACGCCGGGGAAGCAGCAGCUCAAAGCGAGGAGAAUGAAGCAGAUGGCGUCUCCGCUGGCUGAUCACAGCGACACCCAACUGUCCUGUAAGGUCUGCCGGAUCCUACGAGGCUCCAUGAACAUGUUGAUCAAACACGCCUGGAGCCACGUCAACGAACGUGAGCGGAUCUGUGGAGUCUGUGGAGACCAGUCUGAGUCCACGGAGCAGCUCCGCAGUCACCUGCAGACCCACCAGAAGACCCACAGCUGCAACAUCUGUGGGAAGUCCUUCAUCACCGUGUCCGGCUUCAGGGGCCACAUCGCCCGGCACAAAGGCAACACGCCCUACCAGUGCAAGAUCUGCCACAAGGCCUUCACCGAGAAGUCGGUACUGAUGAACCACAGGUGGGUCCACACCAAGGACAAGCCACACAAGUGUGACGUCUGCCACAAGUCCUACCUGUCGAAGCUGAAGCUCCGAGACCACCGGUCCACACACACCGGUGGGAAGCUCUACGGCUGCAACAUGUGCGGGAAACGCUUCCGCAGCCUGGACACGCUGUCCGGCCACAUGGUUUUGCACUCAGGCCACACGGCGGUCCAAGAGCGCCGCUCCAUCUGCGAAGUUUGCGGCAAGAAGUUCUCCACAGACAAGAACCUGCGGAUCCACAUGAAGAACCACAGUGAGGACCGGCCGUUCGCCUGCAGCAAGUGCAACAAGAGGUUCUCGUUCAAGUCCAACCUGGUGACGCACAUGAGGGUCCACACCGGGGAGAAACCCUAUGAGUGCCCCGUCUGUGGGAAAACCUUCAGCCAGAACCACUGCGUGAAGAGACACCUGCUGAAGCACCGCGUGCAGGAGAUGUCGCCCAUCAACGGGGCGGCGUACUAGCGUGAUUCGUAAAGAUGGCCACUGGGAACCUGGAAGUGACGCCCAAUUUAGUGCUGUCGUCUUUUUCUGGCGAUUUACAACCAGAGGGUAUGCGGGAGGGACCUAACAGCUAGCUAGCAGUGCUGACUUUGAUACAGUCCCUGCCUAAAUAUACCGAUAUUAGUCACGUUUUUAUAACCUUGAUCUGAGUUAUUUAAUAUUUUAUUGGUGAAUACACAUUUCAAGUAAGAGAGCAUUGUGGAGGUUUAGCUAGUGAAGGGGCACCAUGACAAAAACUUACAUGACUCUUAAUGACCUUAAACCAGGCUGGAAUCUACUGAUUUAAUGUUUUAUCAGAUCUGUUAUCACGUGUCCGUGGCGACAAAAAGCUAAAUAAGCACCAAACUAAUGUCCAGGUACUGAAUUUUUGAUUGAUAGUGCCACAUUUAUUAAGAGUAGGAUUAAAUUUAUGACUCCUGUGUGACCAGAGGGCUCCUGCCUCGCCUACUAGCUAGCUAGCAGUGUUGUCAUGAUGCCAAGCAUCUCACUUUGAUAUGAUCUCUGCCUAAAUACACAGAUACUAGGGACAUCCCAAUCAAGUUUUUGUACCAUCCAUCUGCGUUAUUUAAUAUUUUAUUGUUGUCGAUCCGAAUACACAUUUCAAAUAAGAGAACAUUGUGUGGGUUUAGCUAGUGAAGGGGCACCAUGACAAAGACCUCUGUGACACUUAAUGACCUUAAAUCAAGCUGGAAUCAACUUGAUCGGGUUCAGGUUCACGCUGACAUCAACUUGUCAUAAUUUCCCAGCUGAUAGGGAAACAACACCACAGCAAGAAGCUAAAACAUCUGGAACAAUCAUGUGAUGUUAGAUGACAGAACAAGGCACAGAAAGGUUGUUGUUUUUUAUUAAUGAAAAAAGAAGAACACAAUGUUGUUGUUGUCGAUGCAAGGAAGUGGAGGAGGGAGAAGAAGACUUAGAGCACCGUUAGACUUCUGCUUUUAAACCAGACCAAAGGGUUGCAGAAGGAUAUUAGUUACACAAUCAUGUCCAACCACAUAUUUAUAAAGGAUCGUGGUUAAAGUGAAGCAGAGUCGUAACAUUUCAAUUUUAAUGCAAGUCUGCACUUAGUCGGUUGUGUUGACUGAUUUUAAGACUUUUUCCACGUUUCAGAAACAAAUACAAGAGGUCCUCAACUUACGUCAGUAUUCCGUUCCUACAGAUCGGCUUAAGUCGAUUUUUGCCGUAAGUCAGAACUCUGGCGAAAAUAUAAACAAAGCCGUUAUGUGCAUCACUAUAUCUAUUGGUGAAGUGGCGGGGAUGCGGAUCAGCACCUGUAAGUCUGAGGCCAUGGUUCUCUGAUGGAAAUCGGUGGAUUUUUCCCCCUGGUUGAGGGGGGGUUGCUUCCCCAAGUGAAGGAAUUCCAGUAUCUCAGGAUCUUGUUCCUGAGUGAUGGGAAAAUGGAGUGAGAGCAGGACGGGAGGAUUGGUGCGCUGUAUCGAACCGUCAUAGUGAAGAGGGAGCUGAGCCACAAGGCUUGAUUUAUCAUCCAUCUAUGUUCCAACCCUCACCUAUGGUCAUGAGCUCUGGGCAGUGACCCAAAGAAUGAGAUUGUGGAUACAAGCGUCUGAAAUGAGCUUCCUCCGUAGGGUGUCUGGACUCAGCCUGAGAGAUAGUUGUGGUGGUUUAGACAUCUGAUUCUGAUGCCUCCAGGGAGACUUCCUUAGGAGGUUUUCCAUAAACGUCCGCCUUGGAGGAGACCUCGGGGUAGACCCAGAAUUACCUGGAGGAAUUAUGUAUCUCAUCUGGCCUGGGAAUGCCUUGAGAUCCACCCGGAAGAGCUGGAAAGCGAGGAGGAGGAACAUCUGGAAUGAUCUGCUUCAUCUGUUGCCUCUGCAACCCGACCCCGGAUAAGAGGAAGAAAAUGUAUGGAUGGGUGAUGUUGAUCAGUUCUUCGGAAAAGUCAUGAGUACCAACAACAUUCAUGCAUGUAUUCCAUCAGAAGAGUCUAUCUUGUGCUGGGAGCCAUAAUGAAGGGCAAAAAGUUAGUAAAUGUAGCACAAUCCAAGGUGGAGUACAACCGGACAAUGGAAACGGAGCGUCUGAUAGCGCCACGUGACGACGUAUUUAUCCAUUCUGCUCGUCAACUAUUUCCACGUAACCAGUUCAGACAAAAUGUGUAGAUCGAGGAUGUCGCAAACCGAAGACCUACCUGUAACCAGUUUCAACGUAACGAUGAAAUGGCGUACGUCGUAAACCGAGGGCCUCUUGUAUUAGUUCAAAAACAUCACAGAGGCCAAAAGAUGCAGUUUGAAAAUCACAAGUCGUCGUUCUCAUUCUCUUUUUGAACUAAAACAUGAAAGAUCACUUGGGGAAGAAUGUGUUUUCCUGCAAGACGUUAAAAGUUUUACUUUGUUGCUUCCAGGUGUUUUAGGACUAUUUCCUCCACAUUUCCAGCAGUAACUUGAUGAAUUAGUUGUAACUCUAAAGAUCAGGGGCCUCAUUUAUAAAACAUUGCGUAGGAUCCACACUAAAAGUUUGGAAAUCUGAAAUAAGCAUACGGCAAAAAAUAUUCUGAUUUAUAAAACUGUGCGUAAGCACAGCUGCACACAAUUUCUUGAUAAAUCACACACCAGCUGGAAGAUUGCACAGGUGGAUCCACCUCACAUUCCGCCCACAACACACCCACAUUUUACCAUGAAUGGUCAAGGCAAAGUAACUCAUGAAUGUAUCUGUAUAUAAAUAAGCUGCUGAUCCACGGCAUUUUACACAGCGCCCCCUGCAGUCUUUUCACUGCUGUGCGUCAGGAUGAAUGAAUCAUGUGUUGACCCAGGCCACCCUGCCACUAAAUUUGUUAUGAUCAUGUCCGAUGUACAAAUAAUUUGUAAACUGAUUGAAUGUACAUUUUUUCGGUUCACACAGACAAAUUCAUCUUCACUCGGAGCCCUUACAGCAACAUGAGUGCAGUCAGUUACGCCGAUUACAUUUGGGAAACCGGACAUUGCUGCAAAUUGCCGUUUAAUGUUGGCCUGUUCACCCACAGUGUAAGGAAACCUGAUGUAUUGACUGGUCAUGUUUAUAAUGUCAUCCAAAACAGCUGGCUUUAUUGAGGGAUGGUUGUGAUAUCCAGACCUAAAGGACAUCAUUUAACUGUAUAUCAGACCCAGAUAGGAUUUAGACAACAAAUGUAACCUCAUAUAUUCUUCAUAUAAAACACAAACCUGUCGGCCACUUAACGCUGGAAGGAGCCGGUGUUGCCAGAAACCCCCGAGUCGUCAGCUCCUGUGUCUGUACCGGGAUGCCGUGGUUUGGGCUGGUGGGUCGAUCUAAGACGGCCCAGUUCAGCACAUAGAUCCAAGAGUACUGCUCUAGGGAAUCUGAAUCGGCUUAUUAGCCAGUCAUCAUCAUGGGCAAAUCCCCGUGAUUCCUAAAAUCUCUCUCCAUUCUUAACGUGAUCUUCCAGCAAUGCCAGCUCAUCCAUUGUGCCACAUUACGCACGGCUGUCACCCGCUAUUUAUCCGCUUGAUCAGUGAUUGGACUGAUUGUCACAUGCCUUUUCCAAAUCAGUAAUCAAUCAGUGCCACUCACCGCUCUAUAUCAUUUGAAGAUGGAAGUUUGAUAUAUGAACAUAGUUCUGCAAAUACAGUCGUAGGCCGAAUGGCGCACUAUAUGAACAUCUACAACAAUGAGGGUUUAUGAUUAUCCGGCUCUACAAGCCUAAUAUGUGAUAACAAUAAAGGUUUGAGAUCAAUCUGGUUUCAAUUCACCACUUCACCCUCCGGCACUGCCGUUCCCUCUGUCUCCAAAAUGUGCUUAAGCAAGAAUCAAUGAUGGGACACAUUCUCACGCCAAGUUUGUUUUUAGAAACCUUUGCGUAGAAAGUGGCAUACGUAACUUUCUAGCUCUGUUUUGUGUGUAAGCAAGCUUUAUAAAUGAGGCCCCAGGAUCUUUGUGGAGUUUCAGGGUUUGUGGUUGUGGAUCUCCAGAACCAGACGGCAGCAUCGUAUUUAUGUUUGUACAGUCAGAGGAGGAGGCGUCUGGUUGUAAUUAUCCAUUAUUUCCCAUCAGUUAUUCAUUCUGUGGAACUUCUCAGGAUCCUCUGAGGCAUACCUUCGUUUAACUGACCAAAACUCUGAAACGUUCUUCGGUUUGUACGCGAGAAGCAGCUUGAAAACUGACUGAAACUUUUAACUGACGAGUAAAUGUUACCUGGAAGUUUCCUCAGAGACUCAUGUUGGGGAAGUUUCCACGUUCAUUCAGCCGUUCAGGAUUCAUCCACUCGUUCUGGAACACUGCUAUUGGUCCAACCUGGUGGAGGCUCUGAGUUAUUUAUUUGACAUCUACUGGGAGCGAAAGCAGCCGACGGCAAAGAAGUCAGUUUGGAUGGAGCAAAGUGUGAACGGAAUCACCACAAAGAGACAAAAUGGCAACUUAAAGAUGUAAACUGACUGAAAAUGACUGAAAUAUAACAAGAACAACCACAAAGAGAUGUGAAAAGAUGACAAACGCACGCAAGAUGUGUUAAAUGUCACACUAAAUGACCAAAAUGGAACAAAAGCAUCCGUAAAGAGACACAAAAUUAAUAAUAGGAGAUGUAAAGCGACUAAAAUUGGUUAAAUUGAUAAUGAGAAAGAGACAAAAUGGAACCUAAGACACACAAAAUGCAGAAAUGGUUCAAAAACAACCACAAAGAGACAGAAUUAACAAUAUGAGACACAAAACUGACAAACUAUGACGACAAAAAGACAAAAUAACCAAAAUUGGACACAAAAUGAAACAAAAACAUCCACAGAGACACAAAAUUAAUAAUACAAGACAUAAAGUGACAAAAUGCCAACUUAAUGAUGCGAGUUGACUGAAAUGACACAAAAUGUCCCAAAAGACGACAAAGACACCAAGAAUUAACAAUAUGGGACACAAAACUGCUAUAAAAUCACCACAAGCAGACAAAACAAGACCAAAACUGGACACAAGAUGGAACAAAAACAACCAUAAAGAGACACAUUUAGAAUAUGAGAUUAAAACAACUAAAGUUAGUUAAAUUAAUAAUAAAAAACAGAGACACACAAAAAUGACAGAAAUGGAACAAAGACAAAAUUAACAAUACGAGACGUAAAACAACAAAAACUGGUUAAAUGAACAACCGAAAAGAGACAAAAUGGAAAAUAAGAAACACAAAAUGUCUCAAAAAACAUCCAUAAAGAGACACGAUGACAACUUAAAGAUGCAGAUUGACUGAAAUCGCACACAAAAAGCUGACAGACACACGGAAUGUGUUAAAUGUAACACAAAAUGGAACAAAAACAACCAUAAAGACAGACAAAAUUAACAAUAUGGGACAAAAAACUGACAUAAAAUCACCACAAAGAGACAAAAUGACCACAAAGAGACCAGAAAUGGACACAAGAUGGAACAAAAACAGCCAUAAAGAGACACAAAAUUAACAAUACAUUACAUGACAUGACAAAAAGACAGAAAAUAUCAAAAAUUGGACAAAACUGCCACAAAGAGACACAGAAUUAAUAUGGGACACAAAAGUGACAUAAAAUCACCACAAAGAGACACUAAAAGACCAAAACUGAACAUGAAACGGAACAAAAACAACCAUAAAGAGACACAAAAUUAACAAUGCAAGAUGUAAAACGGCUAAAAUAGUUAAAAAUAUCGAUUCUAAAGAGAAUCAGAAUCAGUUUUUCUGCUCAGACGGUUUUUAAAGACGACGUAUUUGACUUUCAGUGAGAAACAGGAAACAGGAAGUACCGAAUUCUAGAAGGAAAAACUGAAACUUUACGAGACUCCGGAAAGUUCCUCCUCGUUGAUUCUGCUAAAAUUUUUCUGGAACUUUUGGUAAAAAAUAAACAAAAACAAGAAGAAGAAACCAGACAAACACAGCAGUCAUUUUAUUUUGAAAGGCAGACAGCUGAAGGUUCUGGGGACUACUUUUAGCAGCGGACUGAUACCCAGAGACGUUGAUGUAGACGUGGUGUGAUGUUUUAAAGUGUUACUAAUAAACAGACCCAUGAUUAUUAAAAAAAACUUUUAUUUGAGUUUGAAGGUUUUUAAUUUUUUUUAAACAGUUUUUAUUCUGAAUGUCGUCCUGAACUUUUGUUUUUUACUCGUGAUGUUGUUGUUUGUGCAUAUUUUCAUUAAAUCUCUUAUUUUUUCACGUCA